Messenger RNA from Zychaea mexicana, 954 nucleotides. RefSeq lists its product as uncharacterized. NCBI's taxonomy places the organism in Eukaryota, Fungi, Mucoromycota, Mucoromycetes, Mucorales, Lichtheimiaceae. The transcript has 6 exons. The coding region runs from base 1 to 954 and encodes 317 amino acids. The record is from RefSeq and is a predicted model, not a curated record.
AUGUCUGAAGAUAACCAUCACGAUGGCAACAACGACACCGAAGAGCGAAAACCAUUGCUCGCUUCACCUGACCAAGAAGUAGCAUCAUUGCAUAAGUCGUGCGCUAAUCAUAGUCAGAAGCAAAGCUGGUUUGCCACGUCUUGUUCAGUCAAAGGAUUUUCGUUUGUGUUUCUACUUUGUAUUUUUCCAUUGUUGCUAUGUUGGUGUGGCUCGCAAAAUGCAGAAAAGGAGCACCCGCUCAAGCAUAUCGACGUUUGUUCCAUAGCACCGUCUCUAACUUGGUCAUCAGCACACACCAUUGCCGCUAACCUGUACAGCAAUUUGCGUGUUGGUCACGAAAUCACCGAUCGUCUUCAUGUCAUUGGUGGUUUGGUGCAAGUGCAAGUAAACAAUCAAGUCAGCGAACCAACUGUCCGCUUCGACCUCAAAUUGACCGAUGCCAGUCAAUUGGAUCUAAUCCAAAUCAAGCAAAUCACACAAAGCGAUAGAAUUGCUAUCCUCAUUGAUGCAAAAAGACCUUUAUGUACUGUCUUGAAUAUCCUUGUUGAACUCCCAACACCUACGGCACUAGACGAGCUUGUCAUUGAAACUUCUGAGAGCAGCAUAGAGAUCGACGAUGGCAUGCAUUUCUCAGAGAGUAUCAAGCUUGGCACAGUCAAUGGAAACAUUACUAUUUGGGACAGCACAGGAAAUGUCAUGGAGCUCACUACGCAUGCGGGACAUAUCAGCUGCUCUAUCCAAGAAAUUCCAAUUAUAACACAGAUCACUGCUCGCUCUACUACAGGCAAAAUAGUCUUUGACUACACUGGUGAUCCAUCCUCGUCCAAAGCAUUGGUGGACCAACAAAGAAAGAUUUCGGUUAAUCUGACUACCGUCUCAGGCGACAUUGAUGCACAAAUGAAGGAACAAAAAAAGGUCACUGCCACAUCAUCAACACAAAUCGCAGCAACCUAA